AUGAUUCUUGCCUUCUUGCAGUUUGGGAAAACGGUCACGGAGAGUAAAAAGGAUCCUAUCAAGUUACUGAAGCUACUCGACAUUUUCGCGUCCCUGAGUAUGCUAAGGUCGAGCUUCAGAGAAAUGCGCCGCCUCCUUGACUGUGGUGUCCCGAGGGUCGUGAGCUUUAUUACCGAUUAUUGUAAUAAACUGCUUGGGGAUGAGUAUAAGCCAGUUCUCACGCAGGUGCUUAUUAUCAAGAGAAGUUGGAAGCACGAGAAGUUCCGGGAGAAAAUUCUCCUGAGCGAGAUUUUGAAUUUGGUCAAAGCUGUCGAGUCGAAUCUGAAGACUUCGUCAAAGAACGUCAAAGGCACGAGACUAGGUGGGCUCCUGGGAGAUUCUUGGAUAAAAGAGCAUGAGGAGUACACAUACUAUUAUUCAGCUAUGUAUUUACAAGAGAGCUGGGGAAAACUGCCGGGACUUUUGAGCAGGGAGGGCCUCAUUUUGUUUUCCGGCGGGCGAGCCACUGCCCGUAAUCUGGUAAAACAGAGAUUGAAGUCUUUUAACGUGGCUUUUGAUGAGAUAUACACGAGACAAAGUAAUUGGGUUAUUGCAGAUAACGAUUUGAGAAACAAGACGAGAUGCGCCAUAAUUCAUACCGUCGUUCCUGUUUACAGGAGCUACUUGCAGAGUUACAGGCCGUUGGUCCAGCAAGAACAGGGCCCGAAAAAGUACCUCAAGUAUACGGUUCAGUCUUUGGAGAAAGUACUGAGCUCUGUUUUCCAUCGGAAGGCUAUAAAAU
Messenger RNA from Striga hermonthica, 781 nucleotides. NCBI's taxonomy places the organism in Eukaryota, Viridiplantae, Streptophyta, Magnoliopsida, Lamiales, Orobanchaceae. The record is from the annotation of a GenBank genome assembly.